Cylindrotheca closterium is the source of this 4935-nucleotide messenger RNA. The record is from the annotation of a GenBank genome assembly. NCBI's taxonomy places the organism in Eukaryota, Bacillariophyta, Bacillariophyceae, Bacillariales, Bacillariaceae.
AUGCACGGGCUAGUAUUUGAAAUCUUUGAAGACUGGGUCAUUGAAUUACACGGCCUCGAUGCUUGGCACUCAAUCAAGAAGAAGGCUGGCUGUGAUGUCAAGGAUAAAUCCUUCGUCACCAGAACAUUUUACAAUUACGACAUCUGGAUCAAGCUCAUCACAGCAACAUCACAAGAAAUUUCAGUCUCCUUUGACGACGUCCUCGAAGCAUACGGCCACUACAAUAUCAGGUAUCACUUCUCACACGGCCACGAUGCCCUUUUACGAUGCCAAGGCUCCACUCUCAGACAAUGGCUAUCCAACCUAAAUGCCAUGCACGAUCACGUACAGAAGAGUUUUCCGGGAGAGAACUUUUGUCCACCAGUCUUUUGGUGCGAAGACUGCGAGGAUGUCGAAGGAUCUAUCUUGCUUCAUUACUUCAGUCAAAGAGGCAACCUACUGGUUCCUUGGGUGGUUGGAAUUGUGGAAGAAUUGGCCUCAUUUCACUUCGAAGUCGAAGUCAAGCUGAACAGAAUCGCCAAGCAAGAUGAACAUGAUUCGAAAUUCACCACUUGGAGAAUAACAGCCGUGGAUGAGACUCAAAUGUGGAAGCUUUCUCCAAGCACCAUGCACAAUGAAGAAGAAGUCAUUGACUUUAGCGCAGUCAAGUUGCCAGGCAAGUGCCCUUUCACUGGCAAGAAGCUACGAAAAGACAUGGACAGCAGUGAGAAUAUGUGCCCACACGCCAAGAGAGAGCUCGAAAAGAUGGAGAUGGAGGCAGCAACUGCUUCGGUGUCCACUGAUACAUCGCUACUUACAGAAUCCGAAGAGGCUGAAUCUGGUCUUUCCAUGAACAAGAUGAAGGAGGUCUUUCCUUUCCACGUCAUGGUCGACAAAGACUUCAAGAUUGCCCAAGUUGGAGAGAAGCUUCCAAAGCUCAUGAAAACAAACAUCAAUGAUCUGCUUGGAGCUCACAUCAAAAGCGUCCUAAAAAUCACAAGGCCAGUUCUUGGUACCUCUUGGGACUGGAGAUCAUUGAAUAAGCUUUCGGACCAAAAUUUCUUCCUCGCACCUGCAACCGAAGAGUCGACUGCAGAUACUCGUGCUUCGAUGCACAUUACUGCCGAUGGGCAGCAGAAGUUCGGAAUGGAAGAAAGUGUUGUAAAGUUCAAGGCUUCCAUUGUGCACUUGGCCGAGGACAAGGUCAUGUUCACGCUCAGUCCCGAAGCCAGAAACGUGGAAGACCUGAACAAUAUGGGUCUAACACUUUCCGAUUUGCCUCUUCAGAGUUGUCAACGAGAUGCCGUCUUCCUCGGUGAAUACAUUACACAAGAAGCUGAUAAGGCUCACGGACUUGAUAAGUUGAGCCGAAAGCUUGGAACAGAACAGGCUCUUUCCAACACCCUGCUCUACAACAUCCUUCCAAGACAAGUCGCAGAUGAUAUGAGAAAGGGAAAGACCAUCGAACCAAAGUUCCAUGAGAAUGUCACUCUUUUCUUUUCCGAUAUCGUUGGAUUCACGGAUCUUUGCGGUCAGGUCGAACCUUGGAACGUCAUCGAUAUGAUGAAUCAAUUGUAUUCUGUCAUGGAUUUCUUGGCUGACCGAUUUGAUCUCUACAAGGUCGAGACUGUUGGUGACUCGUACAUGUGCUGCUCUGGUCUUCCUGAACCCGAUCAAUAUCAUGCCGAGAAUGUUGCCAACUUUGCUUUGGCAGUCUUGGAAUGCGUCAAGCAUGUCAAGUCUCCUGUCACUGGAGAGCCCAUCGACCUUCGAAUUGGAAUCCACACUGGAAGCUGUACUUCUGGUGUGGUGGGAACCUUGACGCCUCACUACUGUCUCUUUGGAGAUAUGGUCAACUUUACCAGUCGCCAUGAGUCGACCGGUGCUGCAGGAAAGAUCCAUGCCUCGAGUCACCUAUUUGGUCGACUCACUCAUUUUGCUCAAUCUGACAACCAAGAAUACAGCUUCAAGGCAAGAGGUCUUGUCGACAUGAAGGGCAAGGGAGAACAUUACACUUAUUGGCUCGAAAGCGGUACUGAACACAACGAAUCCGCGAAUCCUACUGCUCUGGAAGCUCUGUCUGAAGAAGUCGAAGCAAUGAUCUCCUCCAGGAAAUGGAAGAUGCGAAAGUAUUUCAAACAUGGAGGCCUUUUCAGAAGCGAACAAGAAGCGUCAGGAAACCUGUCUUCGUCCAAUGAAGAGAGUUCUGGAUAUCACAGUACCAGCGAUUCGUCCAAUGGCAUGUCUCAGAAAGAAGCCGGUUCUGUCCAUAGUGACGACGGUGACAUCUUGGAUGACAUUGAAGAAGACGAUGUGAUUGAAGACCCCAUCGCUAACUUGGUGCGAAUCGAGGGUUUGGAGCAACUUGCAGAUUUUGGCAAUGGCUGGGAGGACCUUGAAUGGGGCUCGUGCUCCAAGGAUGCCUUGCAAGGAAAGGUCUUUGAUAUUCUAAUGAACGUCUUGCAAGUUUGCGUUGGAAAGGGUGGCGCAAGGCUCAAUAUCAUCACUAGUCAGCUUGAGAAGUAUGUCCAAACCAUCUUGGAUCUUUACAGUGAAGAGAACUCAUUUCACAGCUUUAAGCUUGCUGCUGAGGUUGUCCUUCGCGCAAACUUCAUCUGGGAUGCUUGGGCAACCGAUGUGAGCAAGGAUCCAUGGGACCACUUCAUGCUAUUGUUUGCAGCUUUGAUUCACGGCGUACAACAUGCUGGUGUCGAUAAUGCUCAACUCGAAUUCGAGGACGAUGUCAUCUGUACCAUGUACCGAGGAAAGCAAGCUUACCAACAACGAAGUUCUUUUGAUUGUGCUUUCGAAAGACUUGAAGAAGACUUCGAGGAGCUUUGCGAAGAGAUUGUCUUUGGAUGUCCCAACUUCCGAGCUUCCGUCAAGAAGUUGGUUGUCAGCUUCACCGACUUGGAAUCUGAGAAAAUGCUUCGUGCGAUGGUUGCAAACUUCGAGGAAAUCAUUGCCAAGACUUCCAAAAAUCAGCGUGUCUUGAAGGAGCAACGCGAGGCCAAGGUUGGACUGGUUCUUGCAAUGUCCGCUAUCGGUCACUACGCCCAAUCGUAUGACAAUUUCUUGAAGUGGAACAACCUCAACUUCCAAGAACAUCUCAAGGCUCACCGUGCUGGUCGCUCUGAAGAUCCACGCGACAGUUGGUACUACGAGCAGAACAUGUUCUUCUCGGAUGCUAUCAUGCCUCUUGUGAAUCAGAUUGAGAAGUUCCUGCCCGGGGCAACUUGUCUUGGAGACUGUGUGCUGCGCAACAUUGAGCAAUGGCGAAGAAACGGACGUGACAGACUCGCCGCAAGUCUUGUCCCAACUGCUACUGUUGAAGAUUACCGCGGAGAGAAGCUUUCGUUGGACCGAAUGGGAGCACUCAUUGCUGCCAAUGUUGAUAUGUUGGAAGGUUUGUUGAAGGACAUUGUUGCCUGCCAUGCCGAAAACAGAAUUCGAAGCUGUGGUACCAGCAGCAGGCGCAUGAGCAUGCCAGUGGACGAGAUUCAAAUGUCCAUUGCGAUGAAGAACAAGACUGCUGAAAAGUUCAGACCCACUGCCGAUCUGCCACCACAUGUUCGCUCCGAACUCCGAGACUUUGUCAUUACUAUUGCUUCUGGCUAUGAAUCAAACGACUUCCACAACUUCCAGCAUGCAAGCCAUGUUGCUUAUCUUUCCAACCUUCUCGUGAAUGGCAUCAAUGGUAUCGAUGGCAGCAAUGAUGGAUCAGGAAUUGGAUGCGACCCACUUGCUCGUUUUGCGAUUGUGCUUGCUGCUUUGGUUCAUGAUGUUGGGCACACUGGUGUUCCAAAUGGACAGCUCGCCGUCGAGCACCCAACGCUGGCAGAAAAGUACUCGAACAAGAGUAUUGCAGAGCAGAACUCGAUCGAUGUUGCUUGGAACAUGUUGAAUUCGGAUUGCUUUGAGAAUCUCCAACACUGCAUCUAUGAAGACGCUGGAGAACGUGAACGUCUUCGCCAGCUUCUCGUCAAUUGUGUCAUGGCCACUGAUAUCUUCGACAAGGAUCUACGCUCAAUUCGCCAAACACGAUGGGACAAGGUCUAUUCGGAUAACGAGAAACUUCAUUCUGCCGAAGAAGAAGAGCACUUGAAGGCCACCAUUGUGAUUGAACACAUCAUGCAAGCAUCCGAUGUCGCUCACACCAUGCAAGAUUGGGAGCUCUACCGCCAAUGGAACGAGAGUCUCUUCAUGGAAAUGUACCAAGCUUUCUUGGAUGGUCGAUCAGAGAAGGAUCCAACUGCAUCAUGGUACGGUGGCGAGCUUUGGUUCUUUGACAACUGGGUCGUUCCUCUUGCCACAAACCUCAAGACUUGUGGUGUCUUGGAUAUUGUGAGCGAGCAACUUGCCGAACAAGCCAAGAGUAACCGUCAGCAAUGGGAAGCUGAAGGAAAGGAGAUCUGCGAAGCCAUGUUCGAAAAGGUCAAAGCUAAGGUGAACAACCGCAGCAGUCGCGAUUUAAGAUCGGUUUCCUCAAUGCGCUCUACGGAAUCUGAAAUCAUGCUGACUUCCAAGAUGGUGAACGAAGUCGAGUGCUUGUCCAAGGUUGUCAAACGAUACGAACGCAAGAUGGCAGCUGCUUGUGGAAAUCUCAUUGCUGUCGCUUACAAGGGCGGCCCAGAUGGCAAGGAUCUUCGCAAGAUGUCUUCCGGUGACAUUCACAGUCACUUCAAACAACAAGACUGGUACAAAAUGUACUCUGAUGAUGAGCUCAGUGUCGAUGGAAGCCUACCAAGCGUCAGAAGCACCAAGAAAAAUCAGGGCAAACUAACUUCACAUAUCACUCGUUCACGAAAGGUUGGUGGCCGAGUCAGCUUUCUUAGCAGCGGCAGCAAGGACCUUUUAGAAGAGGACGAUUUCUCAUCCAUCGGUAGCAGUGUCUCUGGCUUGCGCAGCCAACUGAUGAUUGCCGAGAAGCUGAUUGCCUCCAGCAAGGCUGCUUGA